AUGGAUUCGGGGGAUGAUGACUCUGUUUCAAAGAGGAGGACUAGACAACAAUCUAUUAAGAAAAGGGCCAAGUUAAAUAAGAAGAGGAACAGAUUGAGUCGAAAGACUUGUUCUGUGAAUGUGAAUAGUGGAGAGGAUGUUCGUCGUGGGAGGAAAAGAAAAACGGUGGAGCCUUCGCGAGGUGACAAGAGAAAAUCAAAGAAUGCAAGGGUGGUAAGAAAUGUGGGAAACAAUGGGAGGAGGAAGUUUAGUCCAGGAACUUGUGAGUCCAUCACGAAACGGCCUUUCAUCGAGGAAAUGUCUGAUGAUGAUUCUGAGGAGGAGAGUGAUCCUGAUUUCGUUAUCGUUGAGGAGGAAGAGGAGGAGGCUGUAAAUACGUCAGGAUCAUCGUCCAAUGUUGGGUUAACGAGUCCUGUGUUGAAUGCAGCAGAGGAGGUUGUUUCCUCUACCUCAAGCAUGUGUAGCACAAAUGAUGAAUCUGAAGACUUGACUGAUACAACCUCAUUUUCUGAGUCGGAAUUUGAAUCUUCAAGUGAUGAUAUUGAUAGUGAUGACCUCAAAGACAAGAAUAACCGGGUGGUUGAAUCAUCGAGUUCGGAUGAUAUAAGCAGUGAUUUUGAUGAUGAGGAAUCAGAACAGGAUGAUCGGAGCUAUUCUAAAAAAAAAGAGGAAAAAAGAAGUCAAAUCGGGGACUAUGAUGAUUCCAAAGACAAGAAUAACCGGGUGAAUGAAUCAUCGAGUUCUGAUGAAAUAACAAGUGAUUCUGAUGAUGAGGAAUCAGAACACGAUAAUAUGAGCUCUCUUAAAAAUGAUGAAGAAGGAAAAAAGGAUUCAAAUCGAGGACUAGUACCUCAACGUGUUGUUGAGGGUGAAAAGCGCAAGAAAGGCCGAGCAUAUAUUUUUCCGCCACGCUCACUUUCUAAGUCCAAAAAGAAGAAGUUAAACCAUGAAAAUUGUAGUAAAGCGACUCUUCUUAUUGAUGACCCCAAAGACAAGAAUUACCGGGUGAUUGAUACAUCGAGUUCUGAUAAAAUAAGAAGUGGUUCUGAUGACGAGGAAUCAGAACAUGAUGAUCUGAGCUGUCUUAAGAAUAAUGGAGAAAAAAAGAAGUCAAAUGAGGAACUUGUAUCUCAGCUUGUUGUUGACGGUAAAAAGCACAAGAAAGACCGAGCAUAUAUUCUUCCGCCACACUCACUUUCUAAGUCCAAAAAGAAGUUAAACCAUGGAAACUGUAGUAGAUCGAAUCUUCUUAGUGAGGCCCCCAAAGACAAAAAUUACCGAGUGAUUCAAUCAUCGAGUUCUGAUGAAAUAAGAAGUGGUUCUGAUGAUGAGGUAUCAGAACAUGAUGAUCUGAGCUAUCCUAAAAAUAAUGAAGAAGGAAAAAAGAAAUCAAAUGAGGGACUAGUAGCUCAGCUUGUUGUUGACGGUGAAACGAACAAGAAAGGCCAAUCAUGUAUUCUUCAGCCACGCUCACUUUCUAAGUCGAAAGAGAAGAAGUUAAACGAUGGAAAUUUUAGUAGACCGAUUCUUCUUAGUGAUGACGAGGAGUCUAAAUCCUUGUCUGAAGAGGACUGUGAGGUUGAUGACUCCGCGAAAAAUAUUGUUCAAAAGGAUGUUACUCAAAAGACUCGGAAGAACACUCUUGAAGAUUCUGAAUUUCUGAAGUUUGUUGUUGAUUCUAUAAUAAAUGUUGAUGAUCAUGAUAAAUUCACUCCUCAAGAGAAGGAACUUGUUCCUGUCAAAGAAACACUUCCUUUAGUAUUCCGAUUUGAAGAUGAGGAACCUCUCCCCCCGGAGAAAGAAGAAUGGGAAAAGGAAAUCGAAAAUCUUUUUGUUGAAAUGGACAUGUGUAUCUUAGAAUCAGAUAUUGGCUUUACGAAUCAAUCUGUUUCGCUGAUGCAGGAUGGAGACAUAAGUGGCUGUGAGAUGGGGAACCACCAUCUUGUGCUAGAUGAACAAAUUGGACUCAUCUGUAAAGUUUGUUCGCACGUGCAUUUGGAGAUCAAGUACAUCUUCCCUCCAUUUGCUGACAGAACUCGAGGGAGGAAUGGAAGAAAAUAUUGUAGAGAGUCGCCAUCACUUUUGGAUGUUGACGACUUUAGAUUUUCUGAUUCUUCCACAGUCCAUGAUUCUCCUGUUUAUGAAGAAGGAACAGUUUGGGAUUUAGUUCCGUCAAAUGCCAAAGCAACAAUGUUUCCUCAUCAACGUGGAGGAUUUGAGUUCAUGUGGAAAAAUAUUGCUGGAGAUAUAAUUCUUGAGAGACUGAGAGAGCCCCUAUCUGAUGGUAAGGGAGGAUGCAUAAUCUCACAUCCACCUGGAACCGGAAAAACCCGACUCACCAUAGUAUUUCUUCAGUCAUUUCUAAAGUUGUUUCCAAAGUGUCGGCCUGUAAUCAUUGCUCCUUCCAAUCUGCUUCUUAACUGGGAAACCGAGUUCCAUAAAUGGGAGGUGGACAUUCCCUUCCACAACUUGAACAACAAAGAUUUCUCUUUCCAGGAAGAUGAAGCUACUGCUAGUGUCUUCCACUGUUUAUCCCAAGCCGGAAGAAAAAAUCCACAGCUUAUACGUAUGGUGAAGCUGAGAUCCUGGGCUAAAAGUAAGAGUGUUUUGGGAAUCAGCUAUGACUUGUUCAGGAUUCUAACGGGAGGUGAUGGAGAUGGGUAUGCCAAAGAGAUUAGAGAAAUCCUUCUAAAAUUACCUGGUCUUCUGAUUCUUGAAGAAGGGCACACUGCUCGGAAUGAGCAAAGCCUUGUGUGGAAAGCUUUGAAAAAAGUUGAAACCGAGAAGCGCAUACUUUUGUCUGGUACUCCGUUCCAGAAUAACAUCAAAGAGUUGUACAAUACUCUCUAUGUAGUUAGUCCGAAGUUUGCUUCAGAUUUGGAGCAGAAAUGGGCUUCUCUUAGUAGUUCCAUUGACAAAAAUGCCCGAGCUUUGGAAGAGCUUAGGGAUAUUAUUUCACCAUUUGUUCAUAGAUGUAGUGAAAAUGUAAAGAAGGUAAGUCUUCCGGGUAUAAGGGAUACAGUGAUACACUUGAAGCCGACAGAUUUGCAGAAGGAAUUGCUUAAAAGAAUUCCAGAGAAUCCAGGCUCGUUUUACGAACAAAAUCUGGUGUCUCUGAUCUCCGUCCAUCCUUCAUUAGUGGCAAAGAGGAAGGAGUUCUCUGAGUCAGUAAGUCAUCUAAAAGAACAAAGAUGUCGGUUGGAUCCAGAUAUUGGAGUGAAAAUGAAAUUUGUUGUGGAACUAAUCAAACUCUGUGGUGGGCCGAAGGAGAGAGUUAUAAUAUUUAGCCAGUUACUUGAUCCUCUAAACCUGAUCAAGGAGCAACUCAAUUCUCUCUUCGGCUGGACUUUAGGCCGCGAGAUUCUCUAUAUGGAUGGGAAACUUGAUGUAAAGCAGCGACAGCUAUCAAUAAAUUCUCUUAAUGACCCUAACAGUGAUGUAAAAGUGCUUCUUGCAUCGAUAAAAGCAUGUUCGGAAGGAAUAAGUCUUAUAGGGGCCUCAAGAGUGGUUUUGCUUGACGUUCUCUGGAAUCCCUCAGUACAACAGCAAGCCAUCAGUCGAGCCUACAGAAAUGGUCAGACUAAAGUUGUGCAUGUUUACAAUCCAGUGAUAUCAAAAUGGGAGGUUGACAAGAUCGAACAACAGACAAGAAAAAAAUAUCAUUCAGAUGUACUUUUGUCUAGGAACGAAGUCAAGAUGGAUCCUUCACCUUCCGUUUCAGAGGAUGACAUACUAGAAUCCAUGGUUAAGCAUGAGGGCCUCCGUCAUAUUUUUGAAAAACUAUCUCAUGCACCAUGUACUACAUGA
Messenger RNA from Solanum lycopersicum (tomato), 3807 nucleotides. The record is from RefSeq and is a predicted model, not a curated record. NCBI's taxonomy places the organism in Eukaryota, Viridiplantae, Streptophyta, Magnoliopsida, Solanales, Solanaceae.